Capsella rubella is the source of this 2136-nucleotide messenger RNA. RefSeq names its product dihydrolipoyl dehydrogenase 1, chloroplastic. The record is from RefSeq and is a predicted model, not a curated record. NCBI's taxonomy places the organism in Eukaryota, Viridiplantae, Streptophyta, Magnoliopsida, Brassicales, Brassicaceae. The transcript is spliced from 15 exons. Bases 80 to 1795 code for a protein of 571 amino acids. Gene Ontology annotation, cellular component: oxoglutarate dehydrogenase complex; mitochondrion. Gene Ontology annotation, molecular function: flavin adenine dinucleotide binding; dihydrolipoyl dehydrogenase (NADH) activity.
CACUCACUGUCUCCGACCGGUUAAUUUGUCAUCUGUGUCUUGCUCCUUUCCUCUGUAAGAUCUCUGUGUCUCUCUUACAAUGCAAUCAGCUAUGGCGCUUUCGUUUUCCCAGACGUCGUUUACAAGACCGAACCACGUGCUCGGAUCAACUGCUUCCGUUUUCUCUACGCCUAAGAGUCUCCGGUUCUGCGGACUCCGCCGGGAAGCGUUUGGUUUCUCUCCGUCGAAUCAGUUGGCUUUGCGCAGUGACCGAAUCCGAACUCAGAGUAGUGGAUUCCAAGUCUCCGCUUCUGCUUCGAGUAAUGGUAAUGGUAAUGGUGCUCCUCCCAAAUCUUUCGAUUACGAUUUGAUCAUCAUCGGAGCUGGAGUUGGCGGCCACGGAGCUGCUUUGCAUGCUGUUGAGAAGGGACUUAAAACUGCCAUCAUUGAAGGAGAUGUUGUUGGAGGGACUUGUGUUAACAGAGGAUGUGUGCCUUCUAAAGCUCUUCUUGCUGUUAGUGGUAGAAUGCGGGAACUUCAGAACGAACAUCACAUGAAGUCCUUUGGUCUCCAGGUUUCAGCUGCUGGAUAUGAUCGUCAGGGUGUGGCUGACCAUGCUAAUAACCUGGCUACCAAAAUUCGAAACAAUCUCACCAAUUCAAUGAAGGCACUUGGUGUUGACAUAUUGACAGGAUUUGGCAGUGUUCUGGGACCACAAAAGGUUAAAUAUGGGAAGGACAAUAUUAUUACUGCAAAGGAUAUCAUCAUUGCCACUGGGUCUGUGCCGUUUGUUCCUAAAGGAAUUGAAGUUGAUGGAAAGACUGUUAUCACCAGUGACCAUGCCUUGAAAUUGGAGUCUGUCCCUGAUUGGAUUGCAAUUGUCGGAAGUGGUUAUAUUGGUCUUGAGUUCAGUGAUGUUUACACAGCACUUGGAAGCGAGGUAACUUUUAUUGAAGCAUUGGAUCAGCUAAUGCCUGGAUUUGAUCCUGAGAUCAGUAAGCUAGCUCAGAGGGUUUUGAUAAAUCCAAGAAAGAUUGACUAUCAUACUGGAGUCUUUGCAAGCAAAAUUACUCCGGCAAAGGAUGGGAAACCAGUUUUGAUUGAGCUUAUUGAUGCGAAAACCAAGGAACCUAAGGAUACUUUGGAGGUAGAUGCUGCUCUUAUUGCUACUGGAAGAGCUCCAUUCACCAAUGGACUUGGCUUGGAAAAUGUCAAUGUUGUGACGCAGAGAGGUUUCAUACCAGUUGAUGAGCGAAUGCGUGUGAUCGAUGGAAACGGGACUCUGGUUCCCAACUUGUACUGCAUUGGUGAUGCCAAUGGUAAAUUGAUGCUUGCACAUGCAGCUAGUGCCCAAGGAAUAUCUGUGGUCGAGCAAGUCAGCGGCAGAGAUCAUGUGCUUAAUCAUCUUAGCAUCCCAGCUGCCUGCUUUACUCAUCCUGAAAUCAGCAUGGUGGGAUUGACAGAGCCUCAAGCGAAAGAGAAAGGUGAGAAAGAAGGAUUUAAAGUUAGUGUUGCCAAGACAAGUUUCAAGGCUAACACAAAGGCCCUAGCUGAAAAUGAAGGAGAAGGAAUAGCAAAGAUGAUAUACCGACCUGACAAUGGGGAAAUCCUAGGAGUUCAUAUAUUUGGACUGCAUGCAGCUGACCUUAUCCAUGAAGCUUCCAAUGCGAUAGCUCUAGGAACACGCAUUCAGGACAUAAAAUUGGCAGUUCAUGCACAUCCAACACUGUCUGAGGUCCUUGACGAACUGUUCAAAGCAGCCAAGGUUGAAAGUCAUGCUACGACAAGGACAGUAAGUGAUAAAGUGGCUGUAUAAUAAAAAACCAAAAACUUAUUGGGGGAGGAAACAUCUUGAAGAAAGAAAAUUUGUGGUUGUACUUUAGGGAGAUGCAAAGAUAAAGCUAAACGCAAACCAAGAGGAUCUAAGAAGAAGAAACAGAAGAGGAGAUGAUGAGAAAGAACCUUCACUUAGUGAAGACAAAAAAGAUAUAUCAACAAGGCCUUCUUCUUUCUUUGAGAAUAUAUAUGUUGAAGUCUUGUCUCUUCUUUCACGUAUAUUUGUUUAAUUGUUUCAUGGUUUCGAUUAGUAGAGCCUGAGAUUGUGCUUUUGAUUUUUGUAUGUUUGUUUUUGAAGUGAGUAAUCACUUUUGGAUGAUU